CUGUCAUUUUAACAUCUCUUAUAGUUAUUGCUUUGCCUAUGAAGAGUUGACUUCAAUUCCUUUGAUGGAGUUUGCUUCUUUUUCUUCAUCAUCAUCAUCUUUAUCCUUCUUAAAAUCAGAACCCCAAUUCAUAUACGAUGUGUUCAUCAACUUUGGGGGAGAAGAUAUCGGUAGAAAGUUCGUUUCUCAUCUCCAUUCUGCCCUUUUACUAGCUCAAGUCAAAACUUUUAUUAGCAAGGAGAAUCUGCAAGAGGGAAUUAAGCUGGAAGAACACAUGCGAGCAAUAGCAAGCUCUAAGAUUGCAAUAAUUGUUUUCUCCAAGACAUACACUGAAUCUACCUGCUCGCGUCUUGAGCUUGAAAAAAUCAUUGAAUGCCGCCAAACUUUUGGACAAAUAGUUCUGCCAGUAAUUUACGAUAUUGCACGAUUGGAUGAACAUCUUCAGAAGGUUGUAAGGGUGUUGGAAAAAGCUGCACCAGGAAGCUAUUCAGGAGAACAACUGGACCAUGCAAUGUCCAGGUGGAGCAGAGCACUAACCAAAGCUGCAGGUGUCACUGGUUGGGAUUUCAGAGAUUUCAGGCACGAUGCUGAAUUUGUGGAGGAAAUUGUUAGACGCAUUCAGACAUUGCUGGACUAUACAGACAUGUCUAUUACCCAAUUUCCUGUUGGAUUAGAGUCCCACGUGGAAAAGGUGAUUGCAUUGGUUGAAGAACAAUCCACUGAAGUCUGUAUGAUAGGGAUAUGGGGAAUGGGAGGAUCGGGUAAAACUACCUUAGCCAAAGCCAUUUAUAAUCGAAUUUAUCAUUCAUUCAUUGGUAAGAGUUUUAUUGAAAAUAUUGGACAAUUUUGGAAUCUGGUAAACAAAAGGCAUGUUCAUUUGCAAGAAAAUCUCCUAUAUGAUGUCUUAAAAUCCAAGUUUGAGGUGGAAAGCGAUAGGGUGGGAAGAACCAUGAUCGAGACUAAACUUUCACGAAAAAAGUUGCUUAUUGUGCUUGAUGGUGUGAAUGAGUUUGGCCAAUUAGAAAACUUAUGCGGGAAUCGAGAAUGGUUCGGUCAAGGAACUGUGAUAAUCCUCACAACUAGAGAUGUUACCGUGCUGAACCGACUAAAAGUUAAUCAUGUGUAUAAAAUUGAUGUUAUGAACGAAAAUGAUUCCAUUGAGCUUUUAAGUUGGCAUGCCUUUAGAGAAGCAAAACCAAGAAAAGAAUUGAAUGAACAUGCAAGAAGCAUAGUUGCUUAUUGUGGAGGACUACCACUUGCUCUUCAAUUCCUUGGUUCCUAUUUAUGUGAUAGGACAAAGGAAGAGUGGGAAAGUGUAUCAUCAAAACUAAAAGUAAAUCCCUUUAAUCAAAUACUUGAGAAAUUGGAAAUUAGUUUUGAUGGUUUACAUGACAUGGAAAAGGAUAUAUUUCUUGAUAUAUGUUGCUUCUUUAUUGGUAAAGAGAGAAGCUAUGUUACAAAAAUACUAAAUGGCUGUGGACUUUAUGCUGAUAUUGGAAUAACAGUUCUCAUAGAACGUGGCCUCAUAAAAGUUGAAAGGUACAACAAACUUCAAAUGCAUCCUUUGUUACGAGACAUGGGAAGAGAAAUUAUCCGUCGAAGAUGCCCAAAGGAACGAGGGAAAAGGAGUCGAUUAUGGUUUCAGGAUGAUAUAAAAGAUGUACUGAAAAAGAAUACUGUAAGAACAUUCUUUAUAUGUCUUUGAAAAUUUUUUUAAAGUGUUUUCCUUUUCAUUGUGAUGCAUGUGGUGUUCACUUGUUAGACUCAGCUUUAAGUAUCAAUGAUCAACACAUAUUUAGGGAUUUCUCAAU
This is a messenger RNA of Vigna umbellata (rice bean), 1811 nucleotides long. NCBI's taxonomy places the organism in Eukaryota, Viridiplantae, Streptophyta, Magnoliopsida, Fabales, Fabaceae. The record is from RefSeq and is a predicted model, not a curated record.